AUGUUCCAGGAAACCCUUAUCCUGUUAUCAGUGGCCGCAAUUUUCGCAUACGGUGCUCCAGCAAAUGAAGGUGAAGACGGACACUCUGACCUUCAGGCUGCUGAGAGUCGAUACUACCCCAACAAUGGAUACUAUGGCAACAAUGGAUACUAUGGCAACAACGGCUACUAUAAAAAUAGUGGGUACAACUAUGGAUAUGGCUAUUCGAAUGGAUACCAGAAUUAUGGCAACAACGGUUGGGGAGGAAACUAUAACAGGCAUGGAAAGGGACAUGGAGGGUACGGAAGACAUUGGUAG
This is a messenger RNA of Leptinotarsa decemlineata (Colorado potato beetle), 297 nucleotides long. RefSeq lists its product as uncharacterized. The record is from RefSeq and is a predicted model, not a curated record. Lineage: Eukaryota; Metazoa; Arthropoda; Insecta; Coleoptera; Chrysomelidae.